Molecule: messenger RNA, 972 nt
Organism: Arabidopsis lyrata subsp. lyrata
Lineage: Eukaryota; Viridiplantae; Streptophyta; Magnoliopsida; Brassicales; Brassicaceae
Product: mitochondrial phosphate carrier protein 3, mitochondrial
Exons: 5
Coding region: 417-812 (131 amino acids)
Biological process (GO): mitochondrial phosphate ion transmembrane transport
Cellular component (GO): mitochondrial inner membrane
Molecular function (GO): phosphate transmembrane transporter activity
Source: RefSeq, a predicted model, not a curated record
UGGAGAAUAUCCCUUGUUUCCCAAUUCCGAGGGUUUUCACUUUUCACUGUGAGUCCUCCCUCUCCUAGUUUCGGGACCGGCUAUGGAGUCUCCUAAGCAUUCCUUGAUUCCCAGCUUCCUCUACUCCUCCUCCGUCAGGUCUCUUCUUCUCGACCAGAUGCUCAAUAACUCCAACCCCAAAUCUCCUUCGCCGCCGACGAUGCUCUCUCAGAAGAAUUUCCUUAUCGCGUCUCCCACCGAGCCCGGAAAGGGUAUCGAGAUGUACUCCCCGGCCUUCUACGCCGCCUGUACCUUCGGUGGGAUCCUCAGCUGUGGUCUCACUCACAUGACCGUUACUCCUCUCGAUCUUGUCAAGUGCAAUAUGCAGUUUGUACAAGGGAAUUGGUCCACUCUGGGGACGCCAGAUUCCUUACACAAUGAUGAAGUUUGCUUCUUUUGAGACCAUUGUGGAGAUGAUCUACAAGUAUGCAAUUCCGAGGCCAAAGGACCAGUGCAGCAAGGGUCUACAACUAGGGGUGAGUUUCGCAGGAGGUUACGUUGCUGGCGUGUUCUGUGCUAUAGUCUCUCAUCCUGCUGAUAAUUUAGUGUCCUUCCUCAACAACGCCAGAGGAGCAACUGUUGGAGAUGCGGUGAAGAAGAUAGGGCUGUUGGGUCUAUUCACAAGAGGGCUCCCUCUACGAAUUGUGAUGAUAGGAACAUUGACGGGAGCACAGUGGGGUAUCUACGAUGCUUUCAAAGUCUUUGUUGGCCUUCCAACCACUGGUGGUGUUGCUCCAGCGGCUGCCAUCAGUCCUUCUGAAGCAAAGGCUUAAACAAUGACGAAGAACAAAGGGUCUCUUACGUUAGCAAUUUUUCUUAGAAAAAAAAAGAAAAAAGAUAACCAGGACAAUGAUGAAAAGAUUUUGAGUCACUCAGCCUGAUUCCAACUUGAUCACUGCACAUUUCUUGAAAGUUGAUUAGUUUCAUCUUUUA